Messenger RNA from Photinus pyralis (common eastern firefly), 2463 nucleotides. RefSeq names its product protein brunelleschi-like. NCBI's taxonomy places the organism in Eukaryota, Metazoa, Arthropoda, Insecta, Coleoptera, Lampyridae. Gene Ontology annotation, cellular component: trans-Golgi network. The record is from RefSeq and is a predicted model, not a curated record. Bases 150 to 2039 code for a protein of 629 amino acids. The transcript has 4 exons.
ACGUAUGUUUGUAUAAGAAAUGGUCUUGUAGAUCAUUUGAUUGGAUAUCUGAAAUGUCAUCAGAUGUUGAAGAGGUUAUGUCGAAAAUGUUUACCUAAAAACCUAAAUAAAAUAAUGGAAAAAACCUAGAACUUAUAAAAACCCGUCAAAUGCGUUCAUCAGUUAGUUACAUCCUUUCGAGUACAACAUCAGAACCAAACAUGUCGCAUCCCGAUUAUGAUCAAUACUCACACGAUCAUGCCUCUCUGUUAAUACUAGUGAAGCAAAUAGGUCCAUACUUAAAGAUGAAAACGUUUAAUAAAUUUUACGAUCGUAUAACUCGGCUAGGUAACGUUAAGAUAACCGAUUCGACCGGUCAAGUUCGUAACAUCUUGGUACGUUACGUCAAGGAGCAUCCUGUUGAAAAUAACGACUGGGGCGAUUUUCAAACGCACCGUCGCUUGCUGGGAUUGGUGUCGCUGGGCAAGUACGACUCGCAACAGGAGCUAAACGAAAUUUGUCGUGUUCACGAAAGCUUGAAAGUGAAGUACACCAGCACGUUGUACGAUUCGAGAUGCAUACUGUUUGGAAUUACGGAUGAAAGAGAAUAUCCGCCGAGUGAUAACAGUAGCCCUGAAGAGGAAAGUGUGAAGAGUGUGCAGGAAGAUAACACGAGUUCACCUGAGGAGGGUGCUACAGUUCGAGAAAAGUUUACAACCCCCACGAAUUUUAAGACGAGAGCGCUAUUUUAUAAUGAAUCAGAUCCGUGUACCGAUUUAGAGAAUCAGUUGACCGAAUUUAUUAACUCUCUGUUUUGGGUGUUGGAGUCGAAACGAUUGGAACGGUCGAGGGAGAAGUUGGAGCGGGUGUCGUUGUUGUUAGCCCCCUUCGAGAAGAAAGAUUUUGUUGGUUUAGAUAUGGAUUCGCGUAAUAAUAAAAAACGUUGCACAGGUCGCAUGACUAAACAUUUGGGCGAUCUGUGUCUACAGGCUGGUCUGCUAGCCGAAAGCAUUGCGUAUUACCAUAGUGCUGCUGAGACUUUAAAGUCGGUCAACGAUUGGUUAUGGUUGGGGGCCGCCUUUGAGGGGCUUUGUGCCGCAUCUGCUUUAGUAUUAUACCCCAAUAUACAGCGCACUGUUUCGCUGCAUCGAAAUGCAAGUCUACAAGAAGGCUCGCCUAAGCGUUCCAACUCGAUUACCACAACGGUCGGAAUUGUCAGACGUGACAUUGUCAACAUGCUUCCCCCGGACGAAAUUUCUAAAAAGUACCGGGAAGCAAUCAUCCAUUACAGCAAAUACCAAAAUGCGGGCAUCGUCGAGACCGAGGCCAGUUUCAAGGCGGCGCGAAUAUCGGUCGAACAGAGCCACUCGUUGCAGGCGGCCAGCUUUCUGCAGAACGUCGUUUUCAUUAACCUAACACUGUCCGAGCAGGAGAAGAUACAGAGAUUUGAAAAGUUGUCGGAUUUAUACUUGCAAAUCGGGUUUACGAGGAAGGCGGCGUUUUGUCAAAGAUUGGCCGCCACCAGGCACGUUUCCCCGCAAAAUCCGACGCCGAACUGGAACAAAUGUUACACUUUGAUAUUGCAAAGUUUUCCCGGUCACAAAAUCACAUUGGAUCCUACGGAAAUGUGUCACGAUAAUCAACAAAGUGGUUGGCCGGCUCUACAAAUCCAACUCCUUCAAGAACUUGUGGUUGCCGCAAAACGUAUGGGCCAUUCCGCUCUAGCAACCAGACACAUGACAUUCCUCUUACAAACCAUGUGGGAACACCUAUCGGCUUCGGAACAGAAAGAAUUAGCAAUCCAAUUACAGUCGCUAUCGUCACAGUGCGAGGGCGCACCGGUACCGUUAGUAUUAGACAGCGGAAUAGUAAUUCCGCCGGCGAAUUUAAGCAACGUGCCCGUCUGCUUAGGUUUCGGUCUACGAAAUUUACAGCCGCACCUGCAGCCUCGCAAAAUUGAAACGUUCAAGCAGGAUAUUGGACCGUUUCUAUUUACGCCUAUUAAAUUCGGCACGCUCGAGCGUACGAGUAAUAAGCCACAAAGUAAAAUGGGUAAGUAAGUGAAUACAAACACACAUGGACUCGCUCUAUUGAGUGUUUAAAAUAGUAGAUUUUCUAGGAGACAGGUUUUUUUAUUAUGACAUAUGAGCUUGGAUUUAAGUAAACAUUAGGACACCCGAACCCACAAUUCAUGUACUAAAUGGUGGGCCCCACUCAGCUGCGAAAAUUUUCAUAUGUACUGCUUCACGUGAAUAAAUCUCUAGUAGCUUUAAUAGCGACAGCCAGACGGCUUUGGGUAGCGCAGGCUGCGAUAAAAACAGACGUGAGUCGUCAAAUUUGCGUUGGUUCCGUUUCGGGUUUUUACGUUUUAGCAACGAUUAGAGAUAAGAAUUGUUUCGGUUGUUGGAAGAGCGUGGCGGAAGCGGCCGAAGGGUUGCGGGCGCUAACAAAAGUCAAGAAAGUUAAGGGUCGGCAAUAUAAAUA